AUGGCUGCACUCAUGAAUAGACCACCUUCUUCUAAUAAUUUCAAGGAUGGAAAUACCAUUCUCGACAAGUACAUGGCUACUCCCGAUCCAGUCUAUGGAUAUAAACUCGCCUCUCAAACUGAAAAUCCUGCUGCAACAAUUUAUAUUUUGAAUAUGACUAGUUUAGCCUAUUUAACACCAUCAGAAGUUGGAAUUCGUUCCAUAUGGACACAUGCUCUUACUGUUGUUGUUCCAAAGAAUUUAAAUAAGAAUUUGAGAACAGCUUCCCUUUUGAUCAAUGGUGGUGAUAACAUUAGACCAAUUCCUGAUUCAAAUGAUGUCAAUGACCUUGUAUUGGUGGCUAGUGUUACACGUUCUAUUAUUGCUGAUUUGACUCAAAUUCCUAAUCAACCAAUUGUCUUUGCAAGUGAUCCAGCUAAACAAAGUAGAACUGAGGAUGAAAUUACUGCUUUCACUUGGAGACAUUUCUUGAAUAACACAAAGGAUGGUUCAGCAGCCUCUGAUUGGAUUAUUCAAUUACCAAUGGCUAAAUCUGCUAAACUUGCUAUGGAUUCUAUGCAAAGUUUUAUUAAUUCCAUUAUGGGUGUUAAAAGUGGUCAAUUCAUUGAAAACUUUACUGUUUUGGGUGGUUCCAAGAGAGGUUGGACUACUUGGUUGGUUGCUGCCACUGAUAAGAGAGUCAAGACAAUUAUUCCAAUUGUCAUUCAAGUUUUGAACUUUAAACAAAUUUUGGAACAUGUUUAUAAUUCUCUCUGUUCUUGGCCACAAUCUAUGGAGGCUUACACUGAUCAAGGUGUUAUGAAUCUUUUGGAAACUAAGGAAUUUGCUCAAUUGACUCAAAUUAUUGAUCCUCUCGUUUAUAAGGAACGUUAUGCCAAUAUUAAUAAGUUUAUUAUCAAUGGUUUGGGAGAUAUCUUCUUCUGGCCUGAUUUGGCAUUGUACAGUUAUCCACAAUUGCCUGGUAGUGAUGAUCUCAAAAGAAUAAGAUACAUUCCUAAUGUUGGCCACUCUAUGGCUGGAUCUGAUAUUUGGGAAACCAUUUUGACCUUCUCAUUUGCCACUCUCUAUAACAUUACUCUUCCAACCUAUACAUUCUCUCAUAACUAUGCUCCAGAAGGUGCCUAUGUUCAAAUCAGAAUUCUCAAUGGUGUUACUCCAUUCAGAGUAACAUUGUGGGCUUCUACCAAUGAAAAGGCAAGAGAUUUCCGUAUUACUGAAACAGGUAAAAGCUUUGAACCAACCGUUAUCAGAUCCACCACACCUGAUGAUCCAUGGUCUUACAAUGUUUUUGUUCCAAAUCCAGCUAAGGGAUGGACUGCAUUCUCUGUUGAAAUGGAAUUUGGUCUUGCUGGUAAUGAUAAUGGUAUUCCAAUUCCUCUUCCACCAAUCAAGUUUAGUUCUGCUGGUUAUGUCACUCCAACUAGUCUCCCAUGCAAAUAUCCAGGUUCUCAAUAA
Molecule: messenger RNA, 1455 nt
Organism: Naegleria gruberi
Lineage: Eukaryota; Heterolobosea; Eutetramitea; Acrasida; Naegleriidae
Exons: 4
Coding region: 1-1455 (484 amino acids)
Source: RefSeq, a predicted model, not a curated record